AUGAGCGCUUUCUGGGGCCGCUACAAGGACGUCGAGCUCGCGCUGUCGCGGACCUACGUGACGCCGCUCGUCUGGUGGAUGAUCGCGAACCUGUCGUUCGUCGCGUGGCGCUACAGCCGCUACGAGGUCUUCGGCGCCUUCGCCCUGGCCUGGCGCGUGUGCCUCGCGCUCUUCCUCGCGCUCGCCUGGCACACGGAGCCCGACAUCGACACGUCGCUCCAGGACCGCGCGCUGAUGAAGAUCAAGGAGCUGCUCGGCGGCGCGGCGCCCGUCGGCGGCCAGAUCACGGUGGCCAUGCACGUCGACGAGCUGCCGACGGCCCAGGCCGUCCGCGACCUCUUCGAGCCCGUCGCGGCCAAGCACGAGCGCUUCCACAAGGUCCCGGACCACGUCGGCAAGUACAUGUGGGAGUGCACGUUCAAGAAGCCGUCCUACUCCUACCACGUCAAGGACCACGUCGCCGAGCGGACGUCGCCGCUCCCCAUCGACGAGGCCGUCCAGGCGCUCGCGAACGAGGAGCUGCCCGAGGGCCGGCCGCUCUGGCGCUUCGAGCUGCUCGAGGGCAGCGACGGCAAGGCCGUGGUCAUGCGCGUGAACCACGUCACGGGCGACGGCCUGCGGCUGCUGAAGAUCGGGAACAAGGUCCUCGAGUUCGAGGACGGCUCGCCGGCGACGAUCGCGGCGCUGGAGAAGAUGUCGAAGAACAAGGACAAGACCUGGGCCGACAAGCCGUCGAAGUUCUCCAUCUUGUGCGACGUGCUCACCGCGGCGACGAUGAGCCUCCUCCCGAACGAGACGUCCGACGCCUUCCACGCGCCGGGGACGAUCUUCGACGGCGCGGCGCCGCGGGCCCACGUGCUCCGCGCGACCGUGCCCCUCGCGGACGUCCUCGCGAUCCGGUCGCGGCUCGCCGCGGGCGCGACGCUCAACGACGUCAUCCUGACGGCCUUCUGCGGCGCCGCGCGGAAUUACGCCUCGACGGUCGGCCGGCCGGGCGCGGCAAACGCGCUCGUCCGCGCGCUCGUCGCCAUCUCCAUGCCCGACGACCGCGACCGCCUCGACUGGGAGACGUACAACGACUUCGUCAUGCCGUCGACGAAGCUGCCCGUCUUCGUCGAGGACCGGGGCCGGCGGCUCGCGGAGGUGCAGGCGAGCAUGCGGGCGCUGAAGAAGUCGCGCGCGGGCUUCAUCCAGGCCGUCAUCGUCGCCAUCUUCGAGAAGUUCGGCCUCGAGAAGCUCGCCGGCGGCGCGCAGCGCGACGUCUUCGCGAAGCACUCCCUCGUCUACUCGAACCUGCCCGGCUACGAGAAGCCCGUGUUCUUCGCCAAGUCGAAGAUCGCCAAGUUCGGCGUCUUCUUCCCGAACAUGAUCUCCCAGGUCGUCUUCUUCUCCUACGACGGGACCCUGUCCCUCUCCGUGUCCACGGACGCGACCUACGUGACGGAGCCCCACCUCCUCAACGAGCUCUUCGCCGCGGAGGUCGCCGCCUGGAAGACGGAGCUCGAGAAGCUCGACUAG
Aureococcus anophagefferens is the source of this 1518-nucleotide messenger RNA. RefSeq lists its product as hypothetical. The record is from RefSeq and is a predicted model, not a curated record. The transcript has a single exon. Gene Ontology annotation, biological process: triglyceride biosynthetic process. Lineage: Eukaryota; Pelagophyceae; Pelagomonadales; Pelagomonadaceae. Gene Ontology annotation, molecular function: diacylglycerol O-acyltransferase activity; long-chain-alcohol O-fatty-acyltransferase activity. Gene Ontology annotation, cellular component: plasma membrane. The coding region runs from base 1 to 1518 and encodes 505 amino acids.